AUGAAGCAAAUAACAUUCGAUGAUCAAUUUUUUUAUAAAAACCAUCGUAUUAUAUCCUUCUGCAUGAUGAACAUCGAACUCGAACAAAUGAGGUAUGCUUUAGCAGUUAUAUUGCAGAUUAUAUUUAGCUAUGCACUCAAGAAGAAGCGUAACUACAACUCAGUUUUCGCUAACUGCAUUCUGUUUGUUGCAUUUGGUCUGAAAUCUGUGAUAUUUUUCAACUUAUAUAUACUAAUGAACUUAAUAAUUCUUCUGUUACUAAUAGAGGUGGAAAGAAAAAAAGCUGCUGUGCUCGUUCUCAAUCUGAUAAUUCUGCAGGUAUUCAACAGAUUUUUGGAAGACGGAGUAACAAUUGCCGGGCCAUUAAUGAUACUUUCAAUCAAAUUUUAUUACGUAAACUCGGAAAUAAAUUGGACGAAAGAUACGUUUGGCCAAAUAUGUGAAUAUUUAUUCAGCAUUCCAUGUGUUCUGGCCGGUCCUGCUUUCAGCCUCAAUGAUUACAAAAAUCUUAAAAAAAACGAACAAAGAAUACUGAAAAAGCAGAUAAGCAAAGAAAACGAAGUUUUGAAUCGUACUCAAACGGCAAAUGAAACAACUAGUUCAGAUUAUAGGCACAGAUUGGUGAAUAUGGUUAAAAAUCAUUUCCAAAGCCAUAUAAAUCUAUUCGUCAACACGUGUUUAGCAAUUCAGUGCCUAAUCUAUAUGGCAGCAUACCUUGUGCUGCCAAUAAUAGCACCCGUAUUGGGGAUUGUUAACCAAAGAAUUUUCUUAAGAAUCCCGCAUUUGAUUGUUUCAUUAUAUGGAUUCAAGGCAAAAUACUAUUUUGUCUGGACAGUCUCUGAACUUUGUUGUAAUUUACAUGGUUUUCCGAAUGUAAGGAACGUUAACGUUUGGAACGUAGAGACUAGUCAGGAUUUCAAGGGAUACACCGAUAACUGGAAUAUCUAUGUACACAAAUGGUUAAAAGAAGCUAUAUUUGUUCCUGCAAAGACAUAUGGAAAAUUUCGUGCAAGUAUGAUAACUUUUUUGUACUCCUCACUGUGGCACGGCACAAAUUUAUCUUUUUUCUUCCUGUUUUUAUCCAUUGGCCUGAUUAUUAUGCCUUUGAAGCGGGUGAAAACAUUCAUAUGUGCACACACACCAGAAACAAUGGCACAUAUUUUCAAUAUUGUGACUUUUAAUCUCAUAUUUUUUUACUAUUCGAUGCCUUUCGUGCUGAUGAAUAUGAAAAAAACAAUAGCUGUUUGGAAAGCACUACUCUUCUACGGACAUAUCGUUCUAGGACCGUUUUUUGUGAUGGGUAGGUCGAUAAAAUAG
Vavraia culicis subsp. floridensis is the source of this 1317-nucleotide messenger RNA. RefSeq lists its product as uncharacterized. Gene Ontology annotation, cellular component: membrane. Bases 1 to 1317 code for a protein of 438 amino acids. Gene Ontology annotation, biological process: lipid modification. Gene Ontology annotation, molecular function: acyltransferase activity. Lineage: Eukaryota; Fungi; Microsporidia; Pleistophoridae. The record is from RefSeq and is a predicted model, not a curated record. The transcript has a single exon.